Xenopus tropicalis (tropical clawed frog) is the source of this 1473-nucleotide messenger RNA. RefSeq names its product carbonic anhydrase 4 gene 1 (gene ca4). The coding region runs from base 1 to 444 and encodes 147 amino acids. Lineage: Eukaryota; Metazoa; Chordata; Amphibia; Anura; Pipidae. The record is from RefSeq and is a predicted model, not a curated record. The transcript is spliced from 4 exons.
AUGAACGAAGAAAAUAUUAGCAUCAGCAAUGAAGAUUUGGCUGUUCUUGGAUUCUUUUUUGAAUUUUUGCAGGAGUCUGAGAAUGAUAAUGAAAACUAUACUGCUUUAAUUAAUACAAUUGUAACAAUCCCUCACAAAGGUGAUACAACAUGUUUAAAUUUAACGCUGCAAGAAUUCAUCCCAGAGCCCAAGGAUCUUGCACUCUAUUACCGAUAUCAAGGCUCUCUCACCACUCCACCAUGCAGUGAAAUUGUCACCUGGACACUGUUUACCAAAACAAUUAAACUGAGCAGAAGACAGUUUCAGGCUAUCUAUACCAGUCUGUAUUAUCAUGGAAAUAUGUCAAUGGUGGAAAAUUUUAGACCUGUUAACAAACUGGGAGCCAGACACGUGUUUACCUCAGACUCCAGAGCAUUAGUCUCAAUACUGUGUGGUUAUGUUUAAUAUUUGCCAAAUGUUAAAUAUAAAUGUAUGCAUGAAAUAUUUAUCAGUUAUUUAACAUACAAACUCCGUCCAGGGUUAUAUAUUUUCAUGUACAGAUUACUUAGAAAAAAAGCAUAAUUCAUUAAUGUGAUGCAAGUAUUACAUAUAAUGAAUGUUAAAAAUGGCAUGUAUUGUGUUGCAUAUAUAUGUAAAUCUUCGUAACCCUGGUGUUCUCCUUUCUACAAAAACACAAUUGACGGCUCUUGAAAAUUUCUUCUCGCCAAAUCUUUAGCCUCAAGCCACCUUUAAGGCAUUGCUCCAAUUAUGAACAGUUGUGGUGCUAAGUGAGUUCUAACAUGUUGGGUAUUAAACAUACAAGUACCAGAGUAGCUGGCGCCCUGUCGGCUCCUGCAUCUCUGUUAAUAAACUGGCCUUGAAGACAAACACCAGCAUUUUAAUAUUCACAUACUCAAAGAGAAUGGCUGCAUUAAGUAUCAUGAUUACUGAUCAUAAGAGCGGAAUACCACAGAUUGUUUUUAGUCCCCUCAAACCAAUCAGUCAUAUAAACUGUUAUAGGAGUAAACACCAAAUUGCAACUGCUGCUAUUCUUAAUGAACUACUAUAUUUGAUUUCACUGCUGCUUAAACGAUCAGCUGCCUUACAAAAACGUACGUACGUCUUGAACCAACAACAAUUGCUAUCGGUUUUGAACAAUUGCUAUUGCUGCUAUUUGUAAUGAAUUGCUAUAUUGAUUAAUUUUUUUCUAUUAACAUCUUGAUAUACUGUACAGCACUGCUUACAUAAGUAGCGCUUUAUAAAUAAAGAUAUACAUACAUAUGAAUUGCUUGUGAUACACUGAGUGAUAUGUAUAUGGUUUUAUGAAUUUUUAAUAUAGACUGUCCAGCCACAGGGUAUUAAUUUUAUACUUUUUAAGAAAUAUGUAUGAUUAAAUUGGCACCAAAUAACUCACCGUAUUCUCAUUUUUUAGAAUUGGUAAUAUUUAUCAUGGAGAACAUUGAAAAGGGGGGAGUAUCCCCUGAAACAUCUUGU